Anguilla rostrata (American eel) is the source of this 2844-nucleotide messenger RNA. It is a transcript of the gene pglyrp6, whose product is annotated as peptidoglycan recognition protein 6. Gene Ontology annotation, biological process: detection of bacterium; defense response to Gram-positive bacterium; peptidoglycan catabolic process. Lineage: Eukaryota; Metazoa; Chordata; Actinopteri; Anguilliformes; Anguillidae. The transcript has 6 exons. Gene Ontology annotation, molecular function: peptidoglycan binding; peptidoglycan immune receptor activity; zinc ion binding. The record is from RefSeq and is a predicted model, not a curated record. Bases 1382 to 2794 code for a protein of 470 amino acids.
UACUCAGGCUCUUGGCUUGCUUUAUUGUGACCUUGUUAUAUAUCAGAUUAUCAAAUGGCAUGCAACAGGAUAUGUGAUGUGUACCCCAAAAUAAUUAUGCACUAAUUCUAGCAUUUACAACCAACAACUGGAAUGCCUUACUUGCUAUCGAAUACUAGCUUUAGGGACCCAUCAUUUUUUUUGGCACCCACCAUGGGCCUGAGCAAGGCUCACUGUAUUUUCUGCGGGCUGGGACCUCCCUUAUUUUCAGGAACACAGAGACACAAAUUCCAUAUUGACACAGGCUAUGCAAUGAAAUGUCAAUAUGAGGGCAUCAGAUAAAGUCACACCAACGACCUUGAGCCAAAGGGCCAAACACGCACACACACAUGCACGCACGCAAAUGCGUGCAAACACAAACAACUGUACAUUUCCCACACAAUUCGAUGAGUGGGUGGAAAUAAAUACAGACCGAUAUUUUUAUCCGUCCUCAGUGUUUGCCUGAGUCACAGCUGGCCUGUGCUUAUAAGCCCUGGGGAGAGAUUAGGAUCAGUUCUGAGCAGGAGAGGAGAGAGUUCUGAGCAGGGACAGACGGAGUUCUGAGCAGGAGAGAGUUCUGAGCAGAAGAGGAGAGAGUUCUGAGGAGGAGCAAAGGGAGUUCUUAGGAGGAGCAGAGAGAGCAGAGAGAGUUCUGAGCAGACGGAGUUCUGAGCAGGAGAGGAGAGAGCAGAGAGAGUUCUGAGCAGAAGAGGAGAGAGUUCUGAGGAGGAGCAAAGGGAGUUCUUAGGAGGAGCAGAGAGAGCAGAGAGAGUUCUGAGCAGACGGAGAGAGAGCAGAGAGAGUUCUGAGCAGACGGAGUUCUGAGCAGGAGAGGAGAGAGCAGAGAGAGUUCUGAGCAGACGGAGUUCUGAGCAGGAGAGGAGAGAGCAGAGAGAGUUCUGAGCAGGAGAGGAGAGAGCAGAGAGAGUUCUGAGCAGGAGAGGAGAGAGCAGAGAGAGUUCUGAGCAGAAGAGGAGAGAGUUCUGAGGAGGAGCAGAGAGAGCAGAGAGAGUUCUGAGCAGACGGAGUUCUGAGCAGGAGAGGAGAGAGCAGAGAGAGUUCUGAGCAGACGGAGUUCUAAGCAGUAGAGGAGAGAGCAGAGAGAGUUCUGAGCAGACGGAGUUCUAAGCAGGAGAGGAGAGAGCAGAGAGAGUUCUGAGCAGACAGAGUUCUGAGCAGGAGAGGAGAGAGCAGAGAGAGUUCUGAGCAGACGGAGUUCUGAGCAGGAGAGGAGAGAGCAGAGAGAGUUCUGAGCAGACGGAGUUCUGAGCAGGAGAGGAGAGAGCAGAGAGUUCUGAGCAGAGGGCGUUCUGAGCAGGAGCACACAGCAGUAGAGUUCACAUACGGCAGUACUGCUCUUCCGAUGGGACCCACGGCAACACGCAUCGUCGCUAUGGUCAUGCUGGGCAUCACUGCCCGCUGUCACGACCCCCCCCAGCGGAGCAUGGAGAGCUUCAUCGCGGCGGUGGAGCAGGUGGAAGCGUGGAACCCGGAGCUGAAGGGCGUGGCCCUGCUGAGGAGCCUCCGGGGGUGGGGGGGGCUGGACGGCCCUCUCGUCCGACACUUCCUGGGCCCCCCCAGCGAGGAGGCUCCCCCCACGCUCCCUUCCGCGGCGUCCGACUUCUUCCGGAGCGUGAUUGGCCACCGGGUCACCGAGGCCGGGGAGGAAGAGGGCGUGGUCCUGACGCAGGACGGCACCACGGUCGCCCUGGCUCCGCUCAUUUUGGGCCUGGAGGCGGGGCUGCGGGCGGGAGAGGGGUCCCCUCUGUCGGGGGUGUACGCCCUCGCCCUGGCCCAGACCCUGGGCCUGUCCUUCCUGCGCUCCCCGCCCCCGGACAGCCUGGGCCCAGAUGGCUGCUGGGAUAACGUGACGUCACCGCGGGCCUUCACGCUCUCCGGGACGCCCUCCCUGGCGACGGACGCGCUCGUCAACGGCGGGAUGGACGGCGUGGUCCUCGGGACGGAGCUCUUUGGCCGCGCCCCCGAGCGCCCGCCCGUCCUGAGCGGCCUCCUGCGGCGGUACUACCAGCACCGCCUGCGGGACGGCGGGUUGGGCUCCGCCCCCCGCCUCAUCAGCCCGCGCCGCCGGCAGAACUUCCGGGAGCUGGUGAGCCCCGCCCUGCUGCGGGAGCAGGUGCGCGAGGCGCUGGCGCUGCGCCGCCGCCUGGCCGCAGACCCCGCCCUGGCCCAGGGGGCGGAGACCGAGGCCGCCGCGCUCGACGCGGGGCUGGAGCUGUUCGUCCGCAGGUACACAGAGUGUCCCGCCAUCAUCCCGCGGUGCCAGUGGGAGGCGGAGCCGUACCGGGGCACGCCCACCCUGCUGGCCCUGCCCCUGUCCUUCCUGUACGUGCACCACACCUACGAGCCGAGCCGGCCCUGCCUGACCUUCCAGCAGUGCGCCGCGGACAUGAGGUCCAUGCAGCGCUUCCACCAGGACGACCGCGGCUGGGACGACAUCGGAUACAGCUUCGUGGCGGGCUCGGACGGGUACAUCUAUGAGGGGCGGGGCUGGAACUGGCGCGGAGCUCACACCAAGGGCCAGAACUCCCGCGGCUACGGCGUGUCCAUCAUCGGGGACUACACGAUCGACCUGCCGUCCCGCCCGACCCUGGAGCUGGUCCGGGACCGGCUGACGGCCUGCGCGGUGGGCGGGGACCGGCUGAUCGCCAACUACACCAUCCACGGCCACCGGCAGCUGGUCAACACCUCCUGCCCCGGCGACGCCCUCUUCUCGGAGAUCCAGGGGUGGGCGCACUUCAGGGAAGUCCAGCUUUGAAGAUUGGCAACAUGAAGACACCAGAAUAAGAAAUAAAAUUAGUUUCUUAA